Fomitiporia mediterranea MF3/22 is the source of this 661-nucleotide messenger RNA. RefSeq lists its product as uncharacterized. Lineage: Eukaryota; Fungi; Basidiomycota; Agaricomycetes; Hymenochaetales; Hymenochaetaceae. The transcript has 2 exons. Bases 67 to 588 code for a protein of 173 amino acids. The record is from RefSeq and is a predicted model, not a curated record.
GUGGAGAAUACUCUUUUUCGAGUCCCUGGUAAAGAAUUCAAGGAACAGUCAGAGGUCUUUGCGGGAAUGUUUGCAUCGCCGCCGCCAUCGGACGGGCAGGAUGGUCAAAGCGAGGAGCACCCUAUUCACCUCGAAGGUGUGAAGGCCCAUGACUUCCGUUGUUUUCUAAAAGCAUUUCUACCGAGGCCGGAAUGGCAAGGUCGAUUGAUUAUGACAGACACAGAACUCGAGUCUGCAUUGCACCUUGCAAAAAUGCGGUGCUUUGAUCGUUUUCAGUCGCAACUUAUAGAGAAACUCAACAACCAUAACCUUCGAUCUUCGCGAAAGCUCCAGUUAGCAAGGAUAUUUGAUAUACAGGAGUGGUUCGGGCCGGAGUUGAGGUUGCUUGCAUUGCGCUCCUCUAAUUUGACAACCGAGGAAUGGGAAGAACUUGGUCCCAAACUAACUGUUGUUGUCUCUCAACUACGAGAUGAACGAUAUAAUGCGCUUUUGGGCAGUAUCAAAGACUGGGAUCCCGAAGACGCCGAGGAGCACAUACACGAAGCUGAAGAUAAAGUUAAUGAAAUGCUAAAUGAACUGCUUUAUUGAAUCAUUGGUAUGAGCCGUAUGACUAGACUGUUUACUGCGAUUCUCUCUCAUGACCCAGUCUAAAUGUGUUUCC